Molecule: messenger RNA, 3528 nt
Organism: Aureococcus anophagefferens
Lineage: Eukaryota; Pelagophyceae; Pelagomonadales; Pelagomonadaceae
Exons: 3
Coding region: 1-3528 (1175 amino acids)
Molecular function (GO): protein binding
Source: RefSeq, a predicted model, not a curated record
AUGGUUUUGGCGCGUGACCAGCGUUUUCUGCUGCUGCGCGUCCCGGGGCUCGACGACAAGUCCGUGCUCGGUGCGGUCGCGGCCUACAAGAAGAAGCCGAGCGGGGACCCCUGGGUCAAGGGCAUCGACUACACGGAGUACUCGACGGCGACGGACCUGGGGCACCUCAAGAGCGGGAGGGGCAAGAAGCACUUCUGGGUCUCCGCGGCGAUGCUCUCCUACUUGAUGAUGGAGCUCCUCAAGAAGUACGCGCGCAGCAAGCCCGACAUCUUCGAGGAGCAGCCGGCCGUCGAUGUGCCCGGGCUCCGGCUCUUCUUCGAGCCCAACUUCCACGGCCCCGCCGAGUUCGUUAGCGCGGCGGCGACCGUGUCGGUCGUGCGCCCUCAAGACGCCGCGACGUCCUUGGCGGCGGCGUCGAAGACCCCGGCAUUCCGCACGCAGCCCAAGCCCGUCGUGCAGGACACCUCCACGGAAAUCGACGGCGCCAUGCCCCGCGAACUUCGGCGCGGCGACGCCCUGGAGAAGGGACUCGAAGACGUGGACUGCGUCGUCCGCCUGGACCUGCUCCCGCGGGCCAAGGAGGAGUGGGUCGUCCUGAAGCUCGACGAGCUCCGCGGCAACGGCACAUCGGCGAUCGACUGGGGCCUCGUGAGGUUCAGCGGCCUCAAGAGGGCCCUCGGCGACGCGUUCGGCAACAUCCCGUCCGUCGUCGUCGGCGACGGAUCCCAGAUCCAUGCGCGCCUUGUGGAGCUCGACCGUGACGCCGACGCCCUCGCGAAGGCGCGCCAGACCAUCGCCGAGACCCGGGCCCGGCUCGCGGAGAUGCCCGCGCUCGGCGGGCUCGACGACGGGACGACGCUCGUCGAGUACGUGCGACGCCUUGCGAACCUACCGGAGCUGGACCCCGCGGCCCUCCCCGACAAUGCGCGCCCUUUGAAAGCUGUGCUCGCCACGGUCGACAUGUCGCGCGAGGACGCGCCGUGCGCUGACGCCGCGCCCGCGCGGCCGAUGCCCGAGCAGCCGCCCGACGGCGACGCGCCCUCGCCCAGCGCCGGCGCACCGCUCGAGCCCACGGCGGAGGCGCCGCCGCCGAAGAGGCGGCGGGUGGCGCCGGCGGCGAAGAAGACGCCCGCGCCGCCGAGGAAGACGGCCGCGCCGAGGAAGAGGCUCGUCGAGAAGAAGAAGGCCGCGCCGCCGAAGAAGACGAAGGCCGCGGCGCCGAAGCAGAAGGCCGUGCCGCCGAAGAAGAAGAAGGCCGCGACGCCGAAGGCCGCGCCGCCGAAGAAGAAGAAGGCCGCGUCGCCGAGGAAGGACGCGCCGCCGCCGAAGAAGAAGAAGGCCGCGGCGCCGAAGCAGAAGGCCGCGCCGCCGAAGAACAAGGCCGCGCCGCCGAAGGCCGCGCCGCCGAAGAAGAAGAAGCCGCCGCCGUCGGAGGAGACGGAAAGGCAACGAGCAGCGAUGGCGAUCGUCCAGGCCGCCCGCCGAUGGCCCGACGGAACGCCGCUCGGCAAAGGCCACACCUCCCCGUACAUCCAGCCGAAGUACGCUGACGACAUCAUGAGCGGCGCCAAGACCUGGGAGGGCCGCGCCUGCACGAAAUGGCUCGAGAAGUUGUCCGUCGACGACUGGAUCAUGUUCAAAAUCUCGGGCAGCUCGGACCUCAUCUACGCGCGGGCUAGAGAGGUCGUGAAAUUCGACACCUUCGAGGAGAUGCUCGACUACUGCGGCCUCGACGCGUGCCUGCCGGGCUGCCCGUCCGUCGCCGACGGCGUGAAGAUCUACCGCUCCUUCGGCUGCUUCGACGGCCGCACCUACGCGGACGUCGAGGCGGAGAGCGGCGUCGUGGCAAUUAGGCUCGAGAUGGGCGCCGGCGCAUCCUCCAGCGCCGACAGCGGGUUCUCCGACCCGCGCCGCACGCCCCCGCGCGAGACGCGGCGCGUCAGCUUCUCCGACGAGGAGCCCAAGGCGCCGGCCCGCUCUGCUGCCCCCGGCAGGCCCAAGCCCGUGGGCACGGCGAGCCGCGGCAAGUACGCCGACGCCGAGCUCUACACCGUGAAGCAGCGGCCCGGGUCGUCGCAGUCGCGGGCGUCGCGGCGGCGGCCCGACGACGGGCCCGCGCGGAGCGACGGCCCCCCGGCCGCCGGCCCGUCGGCCGAGCUCCUCGCCGAGGCGUCGCGCGCGUGCGACCUCGCGACCAUGUCCUUCCUCCUGCGCACCCCCCAGCCGCGGGCCGCCGUCGCCGCGGGCCUGCGCGCCGCCGCGGAGGAGGGCGAGUGCGAGGCCGUCGAGCUCCUGUUGGGCCACGACGCCAGGGCCGCGCGCGUCGCCGACAACGCCGGCCGGACGCCGCUCCACUUCGCUGCUUUAUCCAAGAAGCCCCGCGCGCGCGACGUCGCGACGCUGCUGGUCCUGGCCGACCCGCGCGGCGGGCGCGAGGACCGAAAGGGCGACACGCCCGCGCACGCGAGCCGCGCGGGCGCGGCCGGCGCGCUCGAGGCGCUCGUCGCCGGCGGCGUCGACGUCGACGCGAAGAACCGGCGGGGCGAGACGCCCGUCAUGGUCGCGGCGAAGCACGGCCAGGGCGCCAUCGUCGCCUACCUGCGGCAGGUCGUGACGACGCGGCGCGCGGAGACGGCGCGCGUCGUCGCCGUCUGGGAGUGCUUCUUCGAGAACGCGGCGCGGCGCGCCGUCUUCGGCGACGCGCCGACGAAGCCGACGAGGUCCGCCGCGUCCUUCGGCGACGCGCCGACGAAGCCGAAGAGGUCCGCCGCGUCGACCCGGGCCGUCGCGCAGGCCCGGGCCGCGCCCCGGGCGGCGACGCGCGCGUGGACCGAGGCCUGGGACCCGACGCACGAGCGGCUCUACUACGUCGACGACGCCUCGGGCGAAUCCGUCUGGGAGCGGCCCGCGGGCGGCCGCGUCGCCGGCGACGGCUGCGGCGGCUGGCGGCGGUGCUGGGACGACGGACGCCGCGCGUACUACUACGCGGACGGCAACGAGACGCGGUGGCUGCCGCCGGCGGCGCUCGAGGCCGCGCUGGCCCAGGCGGAUGCCACGGAGUGCUACGACGUCGCCUCGGGCCGCACCUACCGCCUCUCCGCGUCCACGGGCGUCGCCGAGUGGGACGACGACGACGACGACGACGACUGGGUCCGGGCCGUCGACGCGGCCACGGGCGUCGCCUACUACAAGCGCGGCGUCGCCGGCGAGGCGGCCUGGGAGGCGCCGCCGGCGAGCGGCGCGCAGGGCGCCGAGUGGGUCCUCGUCGACGCGGAGCAGCCCUACUGGCUCCACGAGGCGAGCGGCGCGUCCCGCUGGGAGCGGCCGCACAUGCGGUGCGCGGCCGACGACGGCGGCCGCUACUUCCUCGACCUCGCGUCGGGCGCCGCGUCCUGGGACCCGCCGGCCGAGGCGCUCCUCGCGCCGGACUGGACGUUGUGCUACGGCGACGGCGACGCGCGGCCCUUCUUCUACCACGACGCGAGCCGCCGGUCCUCCUGGGCCGCGCCCUGGACGUCCGAGAGAUGA